This is a messenger RNA of Aspergillus japonicus CBS 114.51, 1226 nucleotides long. Its product is annotated as histone-fold domain-containing protein. The record is from RefSeq and is a predicted model, not a curated record. The transcript has 4 exons. Gene Ontology annotation, cellular component: CHRAC; nucleus. Gene Ontology annotation, molecular function: protein heterodimerization activity. Bases 340 to 906 code for a protein of 188 amino acids. NCBI's taxonomy places the organism in Eukaryota, Fungi, Ascomycota, Eurotiomycetes, Eurotiales, Aspergillaceae.
UAAGAUUUCUAGUGUUGUAAACUGCCAGGGUUACACUUCUCUCGAACUGUUGCAGAGACAGGAGUUCAUCAGCUUACCGAAAACAGAACCAAGUGCGUUCUUCUCUAUUGAGGAUCAUUCUUGGAGAUUGGACCAGAUUUCCACUUCCGCCACGCGCGGUGGGUUUCAAAGGCCCGCGCGUCGCUAUCGUCAACCCACUCCGCCUCCGCAGACCACUUUCUCAACACCAGCUCGCACAAACUUAUGUCAAUCUAUAUAAUUCUUCUCUAAAGCUUCAGAUCAUCCCAUCAGCUGCUGAUUGCUGUUCUCCCGAGUGAAUACUCUCGACGCGCCUGCACCAUGCCUCCCAAAGACAAGUCUGCGGCCGAGUCUUCGGCCUCCCAAGAGAUCACCGGCCAGAGCGCUCUUCCUAUUACGCGGAUCAAAAAGAUCAUUCAACUCGACGAAGAUAUUGUUCAGUGCUCGAGUAACGCUACGUUCGUUAUCACUAUGGCUACGGAAAUGUUCAUCCAAUACCUCACCGAACAAGGCCAUAAUGUCAUCAAGUCGGAACGGAAACCGCGCAAAACGAUUCAAUACAAGGACCUCGCUACGGCGGUGUCGCACAUUGACAACCUCGAAUUCCUGUCCGACGUGAUCCCCAAGACAACAACGUACAAGCAAUUCAAAGAGAAGCGGGCCAAGGAGGCAAGCAGAGAAGCCGGAUACGAAAAGGGACAGCGCACCUUGAACGGCAGCAUACCUCCAGCGCCAGAAGGAAAGCCCGAGGCAGACAACGAGGAGGCUCAGCUGGGCUCAGACGACAAACUAUCGAGGGGUUCUCGACCACCAACGGUGACCAUGAUGGUGGAUCGAACGGUAGAGGCAUCGACGGAGGAUGAAGAUGUGGAGAUGGCCGACCAGUGACUGCGACACAUGAUCACACUCUGACGGAGCAUUGCAUGGCAUUGGGGAGUUCUUUGGGGGUCCGCUCGGUUUCAAAAUUGUUUGAUUGUGGUUUUCUUUUUCUUUUUGUUUUUCUCUUCAUUAUUGGUCCAAAGCAAUCGGACCAUUGCAUUCGUCGGUCUCUGGUCAAACGCAUUGGGAAUCUGGAUAAUAGCAUUGGACGGGACGGGAUCGGGACGGACAGGGUGACAACUAAACUAAUAGCAUUGCACCAGAGUCCAGCGCAGUGCAAUCUGGGUCAAGCAUUGUAUAUAUUUAUUAUUGAAUACAUGGCGCUUGUG